CAGGCAGGCAGGCUCGGGCAGUUGGAGUGCUUCCGGCUCCAGUGCGUGGCUGCUGUGGGUGUAAACAGGCUUUGGAGCCUGGAUUCCAUUCGGCGGCGGGCAGCAGCAGGGGCUCGGAGCUGCAGCUCAGGCACGGGUAGGUAAUUUCAUGUUCCCAAAAUGGGACAUAAAGUCGUCGUGUUUGACAUUUCUGUCGUCAGAGCCUUAUGGGAAACUCGUGUCAAGAAGCACAAAGCUUGGCAGAAGAAGGAGGCAGAAAGGCUCGAGAAAAGUGCAUUGGAAAAGAUAAAGGAAGAGUGGAACUUCGUGGCUGAGUGCAGAAGGAAAGGCAUCCCUCAGGCUGUGUACUGCAAGAAUGGCUUUGUAGACACCAGUGUGAGACUUCUGGACAAGAUUGAAAGGAAUUCUCUUGCAAGGCAGAGUUCACUUUCCAAGGAGGGACACAAACGGAGCAGUGAAUUUGUGUUUGAACUUUUCGGGGAGCACUGGAAGGAGUUCCCAGAUUCCUUGAAGGAGCAGACGCACCUGAAAGAAUGGCACAUAAGCAAUACCCUGAUUCAAAUCAUUCCUACAUAUAUCGAGCUGUUUCAAGCCAUGAGAAUUCUGGAUCUGCCAAAAAACCAAAUCUCCCGUCUUCCAGCUGAAAUUGGUCGUUUGAAGAACCUGAAGGAACUCAAUGUGAGUUUCAACUAUCUGAAGAGCAUUCCUCCAGAACUGGGAGAUUGUGAAAAUCUAGAGAAACUGGAUUGUUCUGGAAAUCUAGAAUUAACCGAGCUCCCUUUUGAAUUAAGUAAUUUGAAGCAAGCUUCAUUCGUAGAUAUCUCAGCAAACAAGUUUUCCAGUGUCCCAAUCUGUGUCCUGCGGAUGUCUAAUUUGCAGUGGUUGGAUAUCAGCAACAAUAACCUCAAUGACCUGCCACAAGACAUAGACAGGCUAGAAGAACUGCAGACCUUUCUCCUGUAUAAGAAUAAGCUGACCUAUCUUCCUUAUGCCUUGCUUAACCUAAAGAAGCUCACCCUGUUAGUCGUCAGCGGAGACCACUUGGUGGAGCUCCCAACUGCCCUCUGUGACUCAUCUACACCCUUAAAAUUUAUAAGCCUUAUGGACAAUCCUAUUGAGAAUACCCAGUGUCAAGAUGGUGAUGAAUUGGUAGAAAGUGAACGAGAUCGCCAACAUUUUGAUAAAGAAUUUAUGAAAGCCUAUAUUGAAGAUCUUAAAGAAAGAGAAUCUGUUCCCAGCUAUACCACCAAAGUGUCUUUCAGCCUUCAGCUUUGAAGCCCUCUAUCGGAAGACUGUGGAAUCUUCUUAACCUGUGGAGUUAUAAAUCUUUGGGUUGUGGGUCAUGUCAGAGAGGAAUAAUGAAUGGUUUGGGCUUAAAGACAAAGUCUAGAAACCAGGGUCAUAGUUAGGAAAAGUGAUUUUCAAAUUUCAAAUAUGUGAAUACCUCUCUCUGUGGACUGGAGAACUGAUGAUUUAUAUAUUGAUAAUUUAGAGGUUCAUUUGCAUACACUUGUUUCCAAAUAAUACACAUAUACUAUUUUAGAAAAUGUGUUAUUUUAAAAAUUAUCACUUAAAGACCAAAUUU
Phacochoerus africanus (Common warthog) is the source of this 1585-nucleotide messenger RNA. It is a transcript of the gene LRRC2, whose product is annotated as leucine rich repeat containing 2. NCBI's taxonomy places the organism in Eukaryota, Metazoa, Chordata, Mammalia, Artiodactyla, Suidae. Bases 160 to 1275 code for a protein of 371 amino acids. The record is from RefSeq and is a predicted model, not a curated record. The transcript is spliced from 9 exons. Gene Ontology annotation, molecular function: protein binding.